This is a messenger RNA of Tremella mesenterica DSM 1558, 1089 nucleotides long. RefSeq lists its product as uncharacterized. Gene Ontology annotation, cellular component: mitochondrial small ribosomal subunit. The transcript is spliced from 4 exons. The record is from RefSeq and is a predicted model, not a curated record. Lineage: Eukaryota; Fungi; Basidiomycota; Tremellomycetes; Tremellales; Tremellaceae. Gene Ontology annotation, molecular function: structural constituent of ribosome. The coding region runs from base 1 to 1089 and encodes 362 amino acids.
AUGCGCCGUAUCGCAUCUCAAGUCCCUCAAACAGUCUCACGUCUACUCCAAUCCAACCUCUUACAAUCACCUCCGACAUGGUACAUCCCAGUUCUUUCCAAUCCUCCUCCCGUCCAUCCCUCUAGACGUUCCCCACCUAGACCCACUCCCUCGUCUCAUGGGUUCGCCGACUUGCCAGCUUCUGAGAUUCUACCAAGGAAAGGAAGAAGUAAAAAAUCUAGUGUAUCACAUCCUCGACCGAAGGAGAUAGUGUAUCCUGAGGAUCAGGUUAGAUUGAGGUUUUUCCAAGAUUUUCCAUUUGAGGCUUUGAGACCGACGAGCUUGGUAGAGGGUUUUAAUGUGGAAGAAGAGCAUCCUGUGAGAGGUGAGCUAUGGGAAAGGUUGGAACAAAGAGGAGAGUAUCCUACUGUUGAAGAUUGCAUAUCAUUCACCAUGACACUUCAUGAACGCGGCAUUCCCUUGGCUAGAGCGUAUUGGAGAGCGACGGACGAGUUUGUCGAGUUACGUGCAAGACAUGAGCAAGCUACUCUUGCCGCUGAACUUGAAGCGAGACAUCAUGGUGCUAUCUUCAAAUUGGAUGCUUUUCAACGUGCCCAUCAACAAGAAACUCGUUCUCUCGAAACUCUCAUCCCACGUAAAAUAACCGCAUCACAAUCUACAUCAAAUAAACACCGUCCAAUCUCUAAAUCACAAUGGACCAUAUCCCUCUCUCCUUCCGCAACUCCCGAUCCGAUAUUCACCGCUGGAAAAGCAUAUAUGGAGAGAUGGACUUUACCUGAACCUGCGCCGAUAUUAUCUGAGAUCUCCCCGGAACCUCUACUGGUGAAAGACAACGAGACGGAGAAAGAGAUGGAUGAUAUCGAUCUUGUGAAGAGCCUAUUUGGGGAUGAUGAUGAUUUGGGGGAUGCCAAGGUUGGAGGUGGGGGUGUGAGUCUGGAGGGUCAGAUGGAUGGGGUGAAGAGUACGGAAGUGGUGGGGGGAUCGGAGACCGGAGAUAUGUUUGGAUUGGGUAUCUGGUGGGAGAGGGUAUGGAUGAGGUCGGAGAUAUGGGGAAUAAGGAGAUGGAUCAUCUGGGAGAUGAAGAGUUAA